Molecule: messenger RNA, 1443 nt
Organism: Cryptotermes secundus
Lineage: Eukaryota; Metazoa; Arthropoda; Insecta; Blattodea; Kalotermitidae
Exons: 7
Coding region: 204-1358 (384 amino acids)
Source: RefSeq, a predicted model, not a curated record
CGCCCUCAUUGCAUUGUUCUCACAGAACUCAUUGCUCCUUAUCCUGAACUACACAAUUCCUGCGCUAGGUUCCCAGGCCUCGUUAUGUGGGAUUUGUGGUGGAUACAAAGUUGCGCUAGGUUACGUUUUCCCUGAAGUAGUUCGAGUUUCCCUGCCAAUCUUCGUUCAACCAUCAGUGGCUGGUGAACCAUAACCAAAAAACUAUGUAUGAUUAUUUUAAAGAGGCUCAGGCACUCUUUUUCAUUAGACUUCAUAAUUUGGCAAGCGAGUGUAACGUACGCUUUGCAGCUACAACCACAACAGCAUGGGUUUUAUCUGUUGUCAUAAUUUGGAGCCUAAUUCACUUUAUGUAUGGGAAAGUCAUUGAUGUGUUUUUGAGGCGAAUGAGAUUACCAGUAUUAUAUCGACUGCGCCUUUCGGACUCUUUGUGGAAUGCCGGCUUCUGCAUUGGCUGUGUACCUCUCUGUGCUUCAAAAUUAUCGGUUCACGGAAGCAAAUUAACAGAUGUAUUGAACAUUGUUACUGAUAAUAUUUUUAUCGCAGAAGGAGUGCCUGCCCAUGUGCUGUUCAGUUGCGUUAUUAUUUGUGCAUAUUAUGUUCACAGUGUUUGUUUAACGUAUUUUCAGAAGGGCACCGAUAAAGAUUUUUUUGCCCAAGGACUUCGCCUUCUAUUUUUAUACAUAUGCUAUUCUCUAAGAUAUAUACGAGCAGGGCUGUCUGCAGUAGUUCUAAUUCACAUUUAUUUAUUAAAUGUUGAGUUUAUGAGGAUAUGCUACAGUCUGAACCAAAGCAAGGUUGUAAAAUCUGGUUUCAUGUGGAAUUUUACAUGCCUCUUAUUCGUGAUUCACUACUUGCUGUGGGGAGGAGUGUUCCUGAGUACUGUACUUCAGAGUUACUUGUUAUCCGCUCUCAAUGUCCGGAUGUCUGAUGACAGUGUAUCAUCAUUCGUGGUGCUUCAUGCCGCACUGUGGAGUUACAUUUCAUUGGAGAUUUUCAGUGCACCUGCCAUGAAACUGAUAUAUUACUGUGUGUGGCUGACCCACAGUUAUGAUCACCGUGAUUGGCUGGACUAUGCCCUUUUCCCACCAUAUAAUGAUGAGAUUCGACGCCUGAAAGAAAUUCGCAGGAACGUCCGUCUGGAGAAGGCACAAUCACUGGAGCAUUACUUCAGAAUAGGAGAGCAACCAGAAAGUGAGACAAAAAGUAGCAAGAACUCUCGGGCCUUGUAUCAGACUGUCAGAUGUGUAAUGGCCUUGAAGAGAAGAAUCAGACGCAAGAGGGCAGCACAGUCACUGGUGUUUUCUACUUCUGAACAGCUGGAAACCACAGACAGUUCUGGUGUUCAAAGUAAUAUGUAAAUGUUAUGCAAUUUCAUAGAGUAAGUCAUUUUGACUUCAUAUUUCAAUUAUAUUAUUUGUUGAUUAAAUAAAGUAAGAGAAUGUA